Messenger RNA from Paralichthys olivaceus (Japanese flounder), 1044 nucleotides. Its product is annotated as T-cell-specific surface glycoprotein CD28. The record is from RefSeq and is a predicted model, not a curated record. Gene Ontology annotation, biological process: T cell receptor signaling pathway; regulation of T cell proliferation. Gene Ontology annotation, cellular component: external side of plasma membrane. Lineage: Eukaryota; Metazoa; Chordata; Actinopteri; Pleuronectiformes; Paralichthyidae.
UGCAGCACUGUGGGUGUUUUUCAAUCAAGACACACAACGGGGAGGUGAUGUAUAACGUCAGUGGGACGCAUGCAUGGCACCAGGGCGGAUAGUAUCGGAGAGACGGCUUGUGUAAUUUGCUGUUGGAUGAUCUUUAGGUUUUAAGGUGAUGAGGAAAAAAGCCUUGGGGACAUUAUUCUACAGUCGGAGGCAAGUUCACACUCACGGUGCGAGAGAUGAGCGUUAGCUGGAUGUUUCUGCUGCUCCUAGGCUGCAGGUCAUCAUGUACCACUCAUGUGUCUCAGAGCACAUGCCCCUGCAAUGUGCAGCUGAAAACUGUCUGCGUAGCCAACAGAGAAGACGUGCAUGUGCCGUGCCCAAUCAAGACUGAAGACGAAAUGACAUUUAACCUUUUCAAGGGCCAGGAAUUGAUUUCCAACGUCUCAUGCACUGGUGAAAACCACACACUAAACUGCACAGUGCUCAACGCCAGGGUGGGGGUGGAGGUGGAGCGCAAACAGCAAAAAUCGGUGGAUUUCGUCCUCACCGGAGUGAAUGAGAGCAGCCAUGGAACCUACAGAUGUGAAGGCAUCAUUACAUUCCCUCCUCCCUUUAAAGGAGUGCCCAGUGUUGUGAUGAUCCAGGUACUUGUAGAAGGACACCUCUGCAAGUGCAAUAAAGAAAGCAGUAACCAUGGUGAUAAUUCAAGCCAAAUAUAUAAAUGGAUUUGGAUUCUGAUGGUUGUACUUCUAAGCAUCUACAGCAUAACUGUCACCAUCAUCGCCAUCGUCAACUGGGUGAGGAUGAGGAACAUGGAUUCCCAGAGCGAUUACAUGAACACCAAACCCAGAGGGCAGAGGGAUGGCAGGAAGAAAAGAGGGGUUCAGAAACCAAUACCACGACACUUCUGAUCUCACACACGUCCUUCGACCAUUUUCACAACUAUGUCUACUACUUGUGUAUAAAAAGAAGGGACGUCCUUGUAGCUUGUUUUGAAAAGAACAUUAUUUUGAUAGGGGGGUUUCUUUAAGUUUAAAACCUGCUUAUCAUGUCUACACAGCAGAA